Molecule: messenger RNA, 933 nt
Organism: Podospora pseudocomata
Lineage: Eukaryota; Fungi; Ascomycota; Sordariomycetes; Sordariales; Podosporaceae
Exons: 1
Coding region: 1-933 (310 amino acids)
Biological process (GO): peptidyl-proline hydroxylation to 4-hydroxy-L-proline
Cellular component (GO): endoplasmic reticulum
Molecular function (GO): L-ascorbic acid binding; iron ion binding; procollagen-proline 4-dioxygenase activity
Source: RefSeq, a predicted model, not a curated record
AUGACUACAAACGUGGCCAAGGUGGCGGGUAUCUCUGCUGGAGCAGCUCUGCUCGGAUUAGGGAUACCAUACUUCACUAGGAUCGCUCCACCACAAAUCACAUCCUUCAUCACUGAUCUUCCUGUUGCUAAAGUCCCUCUGAGUCUUUCAUUCUUGAAGAAUAACACGGGGAGUGAGCCCGUCAGCACCAAGGCGCCCUUCUCCUGCGAUACCUCCCACUCCUACCGCACUGAGCUGGUCUCUCUUGACCCGUUGAUUAUCUACAUACACAACCUCAUUACCCCGACUGAGAUUACCCAGCUCCUCCAAGCUGGCGAGCCCGAAUUUGCUCCAUCAAAAGUCACCAAGGGAGGUCGCCAACAAAACACAAAGGAACGGACGUCGAGCUCUGCUGGACUACCAGAAGACAACCCGACAGUACAAUGCGUCCUCAAGCGAGCUCGCAACUUCUUGGGUAACAUGUUCCGCGAUGGCUGGGAUGAGAUGGGUCAACCUCAGCUGGUUCGAUACACAACCGGACAGCAAUUCACCCUGCACCAUGACUGGUUCGCCAGUCCGCUCUGGGCAGACGAUGGGAGCUGGAAUACAUGGAACAGGCUUGCGAGCUUCUUUGCCAUUCUGGAGGACGACUGCACAGGCGGUGAAACAUACUUUCCUUUUGCAAAGAGCAUCGUCGCACCCGGCCCCAAGGGGGAGCAACCUGGAAUCACCCAAAGGGAAAGCGGGGGUGGGGAGCAACAGAAACCACUGUGGAGGGAGCAUGAAGAUGGGGGACUGGCAUUCCGGCCUGUUGCUGGUAAUUCUUUGUUCUGGAUCAAUCUACAUCCCAACGGCACGGGGGACACGCGCACGAAACACGCCGGUCUACCGUUGGAGAGUGGGCAGAAGACGGCGAUGAAUAUUUGGCCACGGCAGUAUUAUGCCUACGAGUGA